AUGUCGUAUGUACCUCCUCACCUGAGAAAUUCGACCGCCACCACUGCAGCCGAUCAUUUGCCGUGGCCGCUAAUGUUCUGCACGAAGCAGCUCAAUAACUCCUCUUCUCAAUUGACUUCCGGUAGAGUCAAUUCUACGCUUGAGACUGAUAUUAAUGGUCACUCGUGGAAUGCGGGCAAUCGGUCAUCCGGUAGUUACAAUUCACCUCGGAUUGUUGUUGUGCCCGACCCGGUUUUUCCUCAAUGGAAUCCCUCCGAACGUCUUAUGCGCCUUAAACCAGAGCAGAUUCAGGAGGUCCGCUUAAGGCUUAAUGUUGAUGUUACUGUUUCUCCAGACUCACUUCCUGCACCUGCUCCUAGUGAAUCAUUUGUUGAUAUGAAUUUGUGCGCGAACAUCUUGAAGGAUAUUGCGUUUCAUGGAUAUACUUCUCCUACUUCCAUUCAGGCCCAAGCCAUGCCAGUUGCUCUAAGUGGACGGGAUCUGUUAGGUUGUGCAGAAACUGGUAGUGGUAAAACUGCUGCAUUCAUCAUACCUAUGAUACAGCAUUGCCUGGCUCAGCCUCCUCUUCGGCGUGGAGAUGGACCUUUGGCAUUAGUAUUGGCUCCUACGAGAGAGCUAGCACAACAAAUAGAGAAAGAGGUUAAGGCAUUCAGUAGAUCUUUGGAUUCCUUCAGAACUGCAAUUGUUGUUGGCGGAACCAACAUUUCUGAGCAGAGGUCUGAGCUGCGAGCUGGGGUCAAUAUAGUGGUUGCUACUCCUGGAAGAUUUAUUGAUCAUCUACAACAAGGAAAUUCUUCUCUCUCCAGGAUUUCAUUUGUCGUUUUGGAUGAAGCUGAUAGGAUGCUUGACAUGGGAUUUGAACUUCAGAUAAAAGAGGUGAUGCGAAAUCUUCCGGAAAAACAUCAAACUCUGCUGUUUAGUGCUACCAUGCCUGUGGAGAUUGAAGAGCUAGCACAGGAAUACUUGACAAAUCCAGUUCGAGUAAAGGUGGGAAAAGUUAGUAGCCCAACUGCGAAUGUGUCCCAAAUAUUGGAGAAGGUACCAGAAACUGAGAAGGUUGACAGGCUUCUGGAUAUGCUUGUUGAAGAGGCUGCCCAAUCUGAAAGAAGCGGCUACGACUUUCCCUUGACCAUUGUAUUCGUAGAACGAAAGACCAGAUGUGAUGAGGUAGCAGAAGCACUGAUAGAGCAAGGUUUGCAAGCAGCUGCGCUUCAUGGCGGUCGUAGUCAAAGUGAGAGAGAGGCUGCCCUCCGUGAUUUUAGGCAUGGUCCAACCAGGAUACUGGUUGCCACUGAUGUUGCAUCUCGUGGAUUAGAUGUCACUGGUGUUGCUCAUGUUAUUAAUCUAGAUCUUCCAAAGGCCAUGGAAGAUUAUGUACACCGAAUUGGAAGGACUGGACGUGCAGGAGCAACAGGCCGAGCCACAUCAUUUUAUACUGAUCGCGAUAUGUAUUUGGUAGCACAGAUAAAGAAAGCAAUAGCGGAUGUUGACUCUGGUAAUACCUUGACAUUUGCAACUGGAAAGACUGCUCGAAGGAAGGAGAGGGAAGCUUCAGCUGCUCAGAAGGAAGCAAGGAUUGCAAUGUCCAAGGACACAGUGUUGGGACCUACUGUGAUGAAUGUGGAGGACAAGUAUAGGCACAUGAUUACUUCUUCAAUAAUCAGAAAAGAGGGUUCAGCAGACGAUGCUUGGGAUGAUUGA
Molecule: messenger RNA, 1701 nt
Organism: Fraxinus pennsylvanica
Lineage: Eukaryota; Viridiplantae; Streptophyta; Magnoliopsida; Lamiales; Oleaceae
Source: the annotation of a GenBank genome assembly